UAAUAUUUCCCAAUCAUUCUUAUCUAAAGUAAUUUUUUUGUUUGCCACCCUUCUUCAUCUUUACUUGUGAUCAAUCGAAAUUGCAAUUUAUUGUAUUUUUUAUUUCUCCAGUUUCAUGAAUUAUAAUUUUUUAUUAAUAAAACGAAAAUGUUGAGGCUUUUAUAUACAAUCUUCUUAAUUUUUCUGUUUCAAAAUUUUGCAUCUGCCGUGUUCUCAACAACUGGCUGCGGAACGACGAAAGGAUGUCAGCUAUUUCCAGAAGGAUGUGACCCUGCGUCAACUUCAUGUAUAUUCUUCUCUUGGACUUGGAACUCGGCCAGCAGGACCUUCGAUAUGGAAAUAAGUGGCGACACUGGUGGUGGAUCGCGAUAUGCGGCUGUUGCAUUCGGGCAGGUUGAUGACAUGCAAGAUGCAGAUUUAUAUUUUUGUACUGGAUCAUCUGUUCAAUCUGGCGUGAUUGCUACAAGGAGGGUUCAACCGACUUUACUUGAUAUUGCCGCUGAACCAGGAGUUAAUGGCACUUCAGCAGCAACUAAUAGUGGUCUUGCAGAAUGUACAUUUGCCCGUGCUGCAUCAAUCACAAAAACAAUUACUACAGGCCCAAAAGAUUUUGACUUGAGUACCGGAACUUAUUACAUCUUGUUGGCAAGAGGACCGAUGGUUGGAACUACUGGAAACGUUGGAUUCCAUGAUGCAUUUGCAAUCACAGCCAAUCAAGUUAAUAUGAUUACUGCAAGUGGCUCUGCAACUGGUGGGGCUGAUAUUUUGGAGAAAGUUCAUGGAUCUCUCAUGAUUGUAGCAUGGAUGGUUUUAGCAAAUGUUGGAGCUAUGAUUGCAAGACAUUUUAAACCAUUGUGGGUGAAUACAAACCCGGGUGGUGAAAAACUUUGGUUUCAGCUCCACAGGUUGAUUAUGAUAACAGUGUUCCUAUGCACAACAACUGCUUUUAUCAUUAUUUUUGUUCAUGUUGGAGGUUAUGCAUCGACCAUCCCAGCACAUGCUAUCAUUGGUAUCAUCGUUAUGGCUUUAACCUUGAUAAACCCAAUCUUAGCGAUCUUCCGUCCACACCCGAAUACUUCGAACCGAUAUCUCUUCAACAUAUUUCAUUACCUCAUUGGACUCUGUGCAAGGUGUCUGGCUAUAGCUAAUUUAUUUCAAGGUGCAAUUGCAAUGGAUGAAUUGUCAUCAUGGAAGUUAAGUGUGCUUGGUGGAUUCGUUGGUUUUGAAGUUUUGAUGGAACUUUGCUUGGAAGCAUUAACAUGGCAUUAUGGACAUUAUUCCAAUUCGGGAAAAUCAAAAGAAAAGGAAGAUCCACCACCUGGGGAAAUGCAGAUGGAAGAACCAGAUGUAGGUGUCAGGGGCCAAACUGUGAAGACCAGUCUUCUCGUCUUCUUCAUACUUGGACUCUGUGGAUUUGCCAUCGCAUUUUUUGUUGACAUAGCCAAUGCGUAGGCUCAAAAUGUUGUAAUGAAUAGUGAUGUAAAAAUACGGAUUUUUGUUGAUCUUUCAUCAAAAGCAAUUUUUUUAGAUAAACAAUAAGUUUAGGUAGCAAGUUGCAACUUUCAUUAUCAAAAUUAUAGAAAGUGUUUUGAGUAUUGAAAUCUAGUGUUCAAAAACUGCAUCUUCCUGAUUAGCUAAUUUUGUGGUUAAUUGGAAAUAUUAUUAUGCCAUAUUUCAUGCAUAUAUUAGCAUGAUUAUGAAGCCACUUGGCACUCAGGUUUUUAUUAAUGUUUAAUCAAUUUUAACACUUUAUGCUUAAAAAUACUUUUUUUUCACUAAUAACUAACUGUAGUUAGAGUUGUACUUAGAUAUCACUCCAUUAGUAUUAUACUAAAUCUAUUAAUAGAGUAAUUGAAUGUAUGCUUUUUUUUUGAUCGAAUGAUAAUUAUAAUAUUUUUAUCAAAAUAUUUGAUGAUCUAUAAUAAUAUAAAGGAUAUCUCUUUGGUGAAGCUGAUUUUAUAUUUUGUUAUACAGUUUAAGUGUUGCUAAUAUGUAUUUAUAGUACUCCCGAAGUAUGUGAACCGAGAUGACGGACACCGUAACGUAGUAUUUGUAACAGGUUAGGGUUAGGCCAUAAUUUCAGGUACAAAUACUACGGAAGUCACUUGGCUAGUCCUCGAACUCGUAAUAGAACUAAAAUAAGGAAAAUUAGAAUAAAAUUAGGGCCUUACCUGGUACACAUACUACGUUCCGGUGUCGGCCAUCUUGGUUCACAUACUUCGGGAAUACCGUAUUUUUUUGAUGAAGUGCCUGGCAAUUUGCGCCUAAUGAAAAAUAUUGAUGUUCUUUAUAUUGCUAGCAGUUGAAUGAUUUGAUUGGAUGUUUGAUUUAAUUUUAUAAUUUUUUGAAAUCAGGAAUGUGAAACUCUGGCGCCUGUCAGUACAUAUUUAAAAAUACAGAAACAAAUAAUGAUCAUAUAAAAAGACGUUUAAAGCUUUAUAUAUUCAUACACUAUUCAUUAAUAUUCAAAGAAGUAUUACAAGAAUGCCAAUAUUGUGGAGGUUUUAUUUUCAUAUUGCUAAAACCAGAAACACUCUGAAGAAGGGAACUUAUUCUACUCAUUUUGACAUAUGUGUAUAUAGUUGGUAUUAUCAUAUACAAGCUGACCUUAUGCGUAAAAUAUCUUCAUGAUUUUUAGCACUGCAUCAGCAGUGUCAUAUAUAUGCAGGAGUAUAACAAGUGUGUGCAUACUCUUCAUGGGGAGCAGAGUUCAUGCGUUAACGUUUUGAAAUCUUAUCGGAAGUUUGAUGUUAGAAAUCCUCGGCAUCCUAUUAUAUUUAGGUGGCAAUUAUACAUACCAUCGUCAAAACAAAUAUUUUGUGGCCACAGAUCCCAAUACAGCAUAAAUACUAGAAUGACAUGGGGCAAAAUAAUGGUGGUCCACAUUUGGACAAUGGGCUUGACACCAUUUCUCUACAGUGCUCGUUUCCCAAUGUACUUUAAAAAUUUGAUUUUGACGCAAAGUUCCUAUAUUCGCCUUUGAACAUGGUUUAUAUUAUGAUUGUAUCUAAUUUGCUUAUGUUCUGUGACCUAAUUUACCUAGUUUCUUCAUGGUUACUUAAAAAUUAUCAUUGCAUAGUUGUCUUUGACAAUUUCAAAUCUUAAAUUUGUUUUACUCUACUCAUGAACACACUGUCAAUGUUGGCAAUUUUUUGGAUUCACAGUUGAAUUGUUCUUUCAUGAAUAGUUUAAAUCGGCAUACCUGUGUUAGUAGUAUUGCAAAAUUGGGUAGGUUUGUAAUUGUAGUCUCUCUCGACGGAAAAACUGGGAUUGCCGUGGUUUGACCUGGCUAUUUAUUUCAUUGUAAAGUUCAAAUGUGUUUAAAAUAACCGAUCUGUCUAAUAUUCUGACAAAUCAGUCUAAUCCUGAAUGUGGUUUGCUAUCUUGGUUGUAGGGGAAACAUUGCAAUUCAUAUUUUAAAAUCUGUUUUUUAUAUUUAAUUAUAUUGAUAAACUUCAGAGAUUUCUUUUAUAUUCAAUGAUAUUGGUUCAUGCAUGCCCUUUAGAAAUUAACUUCAUCGUGAAUAAACUAAUCAACAACA
Styela clava is the source of this 3541-nucleotide messenger RNA. RefSeq names its product putative ferric-chelate reductase 1. Lineage: Eukaryota; Metazoa; Chordata; Ascidiacea; Stolidobranchia; Styelidae. The record is from RefSeq and is a predicted model, not a curated record.